This is a messenger RNA of Pseudophryne corroboree (corroboree frog), 1737 nucleotides long. It is a transcript of the gene PARL, whose product is annotated as presenilin associated rhomboid like. The record is from RefSeq and is a predicted model, not a curated record. Gene Ontology annotation, molecular function: serine-type endopeptidase activity. NCBI's taxonomy places the organism in Eukaryota, Metazoa, Chordata, Amphibia, Anura, Myobatrachidae. Bases 240 to 1301 code for a protein of 353 amino acids. The transcript is spliced from 11 exons. Gene Ontology annotation, cellular component: membrane.
UGCAUUCUGGGGAAAGGGAUAUGACGUCACUUCUCUUGACUUCCACUGACGGGAGAGGCGUAACGUCACGUGUGAUUGGUCGUUUUGGUUUUUGCUCCGGGCUGGUCAGAUAAGUGAUCGGUAAAGGGAUACUUGUAGAAGAAGUAAGGAGGGAUAAAAGGUGACAGCAUGGAUAUGGAGAUAUAUAUGGUAUGCAUAUCGGAAGAAAAGGCUAAGUCUCCUGUUUACAGAGCAUCAAAAUGACAAUGGCUUUCUGCAUAUGGAGAGCAUCUACAGGAAGAAACUGGUGUCAAGGACGAAGGCUUCUGAUUGAACAGAGAAGUGGAUUCAGAAGGGUUCCAAAGAAGCCAGAGAGAAUUGAAUCUGAGGUUCGGAAUGGCAAUGAGACGCUUAAAAGUAGCUUUACACCAUCUGUGGCAGAACCUAUCUACCCAACACGUACCAACAUGCUUAAACAACUUUACAAGCCUUUUCUUUUCACUGUUGGGUUUUCAGGUUGCUCUUUUGGAAUUGCUGCUAUUUGGCAGUACGAGACAUUAAAAAAUCGGAUGAAGAGUUAUCUAGAUGACAUUCAAGCAGAUUGGAUGGAGAAGUUACGCCCACCGAAACAUGGAGACCUCAGGAAGCGGGUGAACGAGUGGUGGAACGGGCUUAGUGAUGGCCAGAGAACUGUGUCAGGCCUAAUUGCAGCUAACGUAUUGGUGUUCUGUCUCUGGAGAGUCCCUGCCAUGCAACGCACAAUGAUCCGAUAUUUCACAUCAAACCCUGCAUCUCAGUACCUCUGCCUACCCAUGAUUCUGUCCACAUUUAGCCACUUCUCUCUCUUCCAUAUGGCGGCAAAUAUGUAUGUUCUAUGGACAUUUUCCUCCAGUAUUGUCUCUUUUUUGGGGCAGGAACAGUUUUUGGCAGUCUACAUGUCAGCAGGAGUGGUGUCCACAUUUGUAAGCUAUGUCUGCAAAAUAGCCACAGGACGCUUUGGCCCAUCCCUUGGAGCUUCUGGAGCAAUCAUGACGAUCUUGGCGAUGGUGUGUACCAAGAUGCCUGAAGCUAAAUUAGCCAUUAUUUUCCUCCCCAUGCUCACAUUUACUGCAGGAAAUGCUCUGAAAGUUAUUAUUGCUUUGGAUUCUGCUGGUCUGCUCCUGGGAUGGAAAUUGUUUGACCAUGCAGCUCAUCUAGGAGGGGCUCUCUUUGGAAUUUGGUAUGCCUUGUAUGGUCACGAACUUAUAUGGAAAAAGAGGGAACCUUUAGUGAAAUUGUGGCACGAUUUCCGGAGCAACCCCCCAAGGACUGGAGGAUCUUGACAUCAACCAUUAGAGAAGAACAAUAAUACAGUCACAGUAGCUUUUAGCUGGUACUAUCAGCUCAUAAAGAUACUCCACAUACAAUUUUCUGAUGUAUUUUGACAUUUUGUUUAAUAUAUAUAUAUGUAUAAAGUAAAUCCAAUCAUACUUUUGAGAAUGCUUUAAUGUCUGUAGUAUGUGUUUAUUGUUUGUUACCCUGAUGACAGUAGGAGCUGCUGAUGUUUUGCGUGUUGCAAAGAAAGUGGACAUGUUAUGAUGCUACAUAAUAUAUUUGAGCCUUGCUUUUAGUGGAAAAUGGCAAAAGAACCUGAGCAGCAGGAGGCAUAGAACUUUUUUACAUUAACACCAUUUCCUUUUCCUAGUGAUUUGUACCGUAACGAAUAGUGCCUGUUUACAUAUUUGUAAUUAAUUGCAUAAAAUGCUUACCUUUGGUCUA